CGUAGCCCCCAUCAGCGCGUUCAGCCACAAGUUCUCCAGAAACGAUAACGGGUCCUCUUACUCUGCUGCCAGCGCUCGUCCCGCUGCUGCUCUCGUGUUCAAGGUGGCCAAAGGAUGUCUACCCCAGAUGUGCCCCCCCUCCUGUUUACCACGCCGUCCUCAUUCCCCUCUGCCACUCCAGUGGCCCCGUCUGUAGAACUCAAUGCCACCACGUGCCAGGAGUGGGAGCAGACCCACCAUCUGCUCUUCCAUCUGGGAAAUUUCUCCCUGCUCUUGGGCCUGGCUGUCCCAACCACCCUGGCUCUGCAUAUGAUCAUGCUGCGCCUCCUCCUGACAACAGGAUGUGGUUUCUUCAUUGCAUGGGCAACGCUGUACAGGUGCAACAUGGAUCUGAUGGUUUGGAACGUGGUAUUUCUGGUGGUCAACUUCAUGCACUUUUUCUUCCUUUUGUAUAAGCGCAGGCCGAUUAAAAUUGACAGGGAGCUGCGGUCAGUCUACAAGAGGAUGUUUGAGCCUCUCCAUGUGCAGGAGUCUUUGUUCCAGCGGCUCACAGGACAGUUCUGCACCAUCCAGACGCUGAAGAAAGGCCAGGCCUAUGCUGCUGAGGACAAGACCUCUGUAGAUGAACGGCUCAGCAUUCUGCUCAAAGGAAAGAUGAAAGUAUCAUACCGAAGCCAUUUCCUCCACAACAUCUACACCAACUCAUUCAUUGACUCUCCAGAGUUCAGGUCCACUGAGAUGCACAGAGGAGAGAAGUUCCAGGUGACCAUCAUGGCAGAAGAGAACUGUAAGUUCCUGUGCUGGUCUCGAGAGAGGCUGACCUAUUUCCUGGAGUCAGACACGUUCCUCAAUGAGGUGUUCAAGUACCUCAUUGGCAAAGACAUCACCAACAAACUGUACUCUCUGAAUGAUCCCACACUCAGUGACAAGGCAUUGAAGAAAAUGGACCGUCAGCCCAGUCUGUGCUCCCAGCUGUCUAUGAUGCAGAUGAGGAACAGCAUGGCGAGCACCAGCGACACCGAUGAUGUUCUCAACCAGAUCCUACGAGGAGGAUCUGCUGGAUCAUCACUCCAAAUGUCACCUGGUACGAAGUCCUCCUCAAAAAUGAAGCCUAUAGACGAAGGCAUCGAGGAUGACGUAUUUGAAGAAUCUGCUCCAGCUGAUCACGUGCACAACACUUCCACUGAGGAGGUGUAGCCAGCAGAGGGAGAAUACACUGGAUCAGAGGGGUGUACUACCAACAAAGCUCUUUCUUUGUGUUAGCUGGGUUGGCAAAGCCUAAAACCCAGUCAGAGAGAACAGUUAUGAUGGCAGUGGUUCUCAACCACUGUGUUAAACCAGGCUUUUACUUAAGGUUGUGUGCCUACUAAAAAAAAAGGUCAUCUCACAUGUCAUAUGUGAGAUGAUGAUGUCUCACAUGUCCUGUAAUUUCCCCAUUGUGGGAUCAAUAAAGUGUCAUCAUCAUCAUAUGACUCCUCCUCCACACAAAAUGAUCCCUGUGAGUGCUGCCUACUGGAAUCAGAAAGGUUACAGCUGAUGGUGAUAAAAAUCUAUAAAGAAUAUCAAAAAUCUCACUAAAAUGUAACACUGUUGCAAAUAAGACGAAACUCUUUAAUCUGCUGAUUUAGCACACAGAGUGUGAACAUGUUUAAUGGAGUUAAUAUCUGUAUUUUAACACUGAGUGUGCUCUCAGUGGUGCUGUUUAUUUCUAAUGUGAAGGGUGCUUAUUUAAACGGAUUUAAACAUUAAAGGUUAGGAUGUCCUAAUAAAGCAGAUGUUAGUUUACCACCAGAUCAAAGUGAAAUGAAUUUUACUGACUGAACUGCUACUCUUGGUGUGUGUUCGGUGUGCUGGUAGCUGCAGUUCCAGCAGUGUAAAAGAGACUUGGCAGCAGAUUAGAAUGCAGUAUAAAACAUUUAUACAUUUUCUGCAUCACCAACUGAUAACAUUCAAAUUCCAGUAACUAUGCGAUGCAUUUAAAAGAUUUUAGGGAUCAGUGAAACAUGGCGUUUCCAACAGAUUUUAACCUGAAACUCUGAAUUUAACCUGCUGCUGAACAGGUUAAGUUAGCACAGUGAUUUAGACAGGUAACUCGCUAAUCCGUAACAUAAUCUCACAUCAUAGGACAUCCCUCUGAUCCAUAUUCUAUCAACUGUUUAGCACACUAGAUUGUGAUCAAUACACUGUGUGGCCUUUAAAGACAUGUUUGUCUACAUCACUUAGUUUGUCCACCACUUUUUUUUAUUGUUAUCUCUGACUUUAGCAAACAAGGUUCAUAUAUUAUGUCAUAUUACAUUAUAUUCUCAAUUCUCUUCAGAAUCUUUGAAUGUGAUUUGCAAUUAUGUUUUAAGUCUGACACAGAAACCAGAGCAUUUUAUUAUUCAGUAAAUACAGUACCAGUCAGUACCAGUGUGUCCAAACUGGUACCAACUGGUAAGUGAGGAGUCUUGCUCUGAUAUUGUUUGAACUGUGAUAUCCUUAGUUUGUUUUCAUUGUUGUGUAUUAAAUGUAUGUGAACAGUU
Molecule: messenger RNA, 2522 nt
Organism: Archocentrus centrarchus (flier cichlid)
Lineage: Eukaryota; Metazoa; Chordata; Actinopteri; Cichliformes; Cichlidae
Gene: popdc1
Product: popeye domain cAMP effector 1
Exons: 8
Coding region: 115-1197 (360 amino acids)
Biological process (GO): regulation of membrane potential; skeletal muscle tissue development; heart development
Cellular component (GO): sarcolemma
Molecular function (GO): cAMP binding
Source: RefSeq, a predicted model, not a curated record